Molecule: messenger RNA, 4867 nt
Organism: Gasterosteus aculeatus aculeatus (three-spined stickleback)
Lineage: Eukaryota; Metazoa; Chordata; Actinopteri; Perciformes; Gasterosteidae
Gene: scyl2
Product: SCY1 like pseudokinase 2
Biological process (GO): protein phosphorylation
Molecular function (GO): ATP binding; protein kinase activity
Source: RefSeq, a predicted model, not a curated record
AUGACGUCAAACCCACCUGACAACCCGGAAGUAGGGUUGUUCGUUCGCUGGCGCACAGAGCUAACGCGCUAGCAUAUCGUAUGCCUCUGGAAGACAUGGGGUCUGUGUCCCUCAGCCAUUACUGACAGCGGCACAGCUGAGAGUCCGUGAAGAAUAAGAAAUAUCAGGGAGAGCCCUCUUUAUAUCAAGCUGCUGGGUCAGGCGUGAACAUGGAGUCUAUGCUGAACAAGCUGAAAAGCACCGUCACCAAGGUGACGGCAGAUGUCACCAGCGCCGUCAUGGGCAACCCGGUGACGCGGGAGUUUGAGGUUGGACGACAUAUUGCCAGCGGGGGUCCUGGCUUGUGCUGGAGGAUCUACAAUGGCACCAAGAAGUCCACCAAACAGGAAGUAGCGGUGUUUGUGUUUGAUAAGAAGACGAUCGAUAAGUAUCAGAAAUUUGAGAAGGACCAAAUCGUGGAUUCGCUGAAAAAAGGGGUGCAACAGCUGACCAGACUGCGUCACCCACGCCUCCUCACGGUGCAGCACCCGCUCGAAGAGUCACGAGACUGCCUGGCGUUCUGCACAGAGCCGGUCUUUGCCAGUCUGGCCAAUGUUCUGGGCCAGUGGGAGAAUCUGCCCUGCCCGAUGCCCAACGACAUCAAGGAGUACAAGCUCUAUGAUGUGGAGACCAAGUACGGCCUGCUACAGAUCUCUGAGGGUUUGUCCUUCCUCCACGGUGGGGUGAAAAUGGUCCACGGCAACUUGUGUCCAGAGAACGUCAUCCUCAACAAGAGCGGAGCGUGGAAGAUCAUGGGCUUCGACUUCAGCAUCUCCACCAUCAACCCCUCGGAUGCCGAGCCCAAGUACACAUGUAAAGAGUGGGAGCCCAACCUCCCUCCGCUCUGCCUCCCCAACCCCGAGUACCUGGCCCCCGAGUACAUCCUGUCCGUCAGCUGCGACUCCGCCUCCGACAUGUACUCGCUGGGCGUGGUCGUGCAUGCCGUCUUCAACGAGGGCAAGCCUGUUUUCCAAGUCAACAAGCACGACAUAUUCAAGAGCUUCAGCAGGCAGCUGGACCAGCUGAGCAGCAUAAGUCCAACGGUCUUGAACAAGAUCCCAGAGGAGGUCAGGGAGCACGUCAAAAUGCUGCUGAGCAUCACACCCAACGUCCGACCGGACGCGGACCAGAUGACCAAGAUUCCGUUCUUUGAUGACGUGGGCGCUGUGACCCUGCAGUACUUUGACUCCCUCUUCCAGAGGGACAACCUACAGAAGUCCCAGUUCUACAAAAGCCUCCCCAAAGUGCUGCCCAAGCUGCCCAAGAGAGUGGUGGUGUAUCGUAUCUUGCCGGCGCUGACCUCCGAGUUCGUCAACCCGGACAUGGUGCCCUUCGUGCUGCCCAACGUGCUGCUGAUCGCAGAGGAGUGCACGAAGGAGGAGUACGUUCGUCUCAUCAUGCCUGACCUCACGCCCGUUUUCAAGCAGCAGGAGCCUGUUCAGAUCCUGCUGAUAUUCCUGCAGAAGAUGGACCUGCUGUUGACCAAGACUCCUUCGGAGGAGAUUAAGAACAGCGUGCUUCCUAUGGUCUACAGAGCGCUGGAAGCUCCCUCUGUACAGAUCCAGGAGCUGUGCCUGAACAUCAUCCCGACGUUUGCCAACCUGAUCGACUACCCGUCCAUGAAGAACUCCCUGAUCCCUCGAGUCAAGUCGGCCUGCCUGCAGACCUCUUCCCUCGCCGUUCGGGUGAACUCUCUGGUCUGUCUGGGGAAGAUUUUGGAAUAUCUCGACAAGUGGUUCGUGAUAGACGAGAUCCUGCCCUUCCUGCAGCAGAUCCCCUCCAGAGAGCCGGCGGUGCUGAUGGGCAUUCUGGGCAUCUAUAAGUGCACCUUCAGCCACAAGAAGUUGGGCAUCCCCAAAGAGCACCUCGCCACCAAGAGCCUGCCCCACCUGGUCUCGCUCAGUAUCGACAACAACCUCAACCUCAACCAGUUCAACUCGUUUAUGGCGGUGAUUCGGGACAUGCUGAGUCGCAUGGAGGCUGAGCACAAGACCAAGUUGGAGCAGCUGCACAGCAUGCAGGAGCAGCAGAGGAGUAUAAACAUCUCAAACCCGGGGAGCCAAUCGGAGACGACCACGAGCCCACCCAGCAGCAGCAAACAGAUCGAUGAUAUCUUUGGCAGCGCGGGCGCUAGCGGGAGGGAGAACGGCUCUGCAGCGGCGCCAGCCCCGCAGCCUAAUAGAAUGUCCCUGACCUUAAAGGAAAAGCAGCGAUUGGCCAAGGAGCAGGAGCAGGCGGCCAAGCUGAGGAACCAGCAGCCACUGGCCCCACAGAGCAUCAAACCAGCCCACAACAGCAACGCAAAGACGAAGGAUCUGACGAGCAGCCUGCUCAACAGCAUGACGUCCCUGAGCGCCAUGUCCUUGGCCAACACGGCACGACCAGCUCCGGCGCACGGCGCCGCCGCCAUCUCCACCUUCCCCUCCGCCGGCCCGAUGAUGGGCUCGAUGGGGGGGCCCGUCUCAAACGGCUUCAACGCGCCCAUGGGCUUCCAGGCGGGCGCUAUGGGCAUGCGGCCCCCCGGCCCCGGCCUCUACGGGGGGAUGGCCACCGCCACCAGCACCCCGAACUUCGGAGCCCUCCCGCAGAGUCAAGGACCCAUCGGGCAGACGAACAAGGCCCCCGACUUGUCGGCCCUGGACAGCCUUUUUACCCCCAACCAGACCAAAGUCACCCUCAACCAAAUGGGUCCGAAGGCCGGACCCGGACCCGGCGCCGCCAACGCCCCUUGGCUAAAUCAGUUCCAAUCGGCCCAGAACGCUCAGACUCAGGUGCAGGGCGCGGCGGGGGCCAUGGGCGGAGUCCCCAGCGGCUUCGGGAUGCAAGCAAACCCCUUUUUCAGCCCGCAGAACUUUUCUCAACCCGCUAACCUGAACCAAAGUGGAAUUAAACACAGCGCAUCCGUCAACAACGACCUCAAAGACUUGUUUGGCUAGUAUUUUAAACAAAUAAAUAUGAAGAUUCCGGGUUAAGUAUAUUCUUUUAGGGACUUUAGGGCAGAAGAGCCUUGGAAUUCUCCCGGACCGAGACACUGGUUGAAUGUGAAGGUUUCCAAUCCUUCCGAGGCUCUCGUCCGUCUGUGUUUUUAACAUGACCUGGUAUAAACUCUCCUUUCAGCUGGCAUAUUAACCCCGCGCCUGAAUUCCAUUCCUACGAGACGCUGUGUUCUAUGCUGUGUUCUCUGAAUGCUGAUGGGUUUCCUACUAUUUUGUACUUGACAUUCUUGGGGAUGUUGUGGGUUGAGAUUAAUCCCGACUCUGUAUUUUCCGUAAGGUUUUUUGUCCAUGUCACGAGGUAUCGAUUGCAUUUCUCUUCCUGAACCAGUUGCAUCAGAAUCGCCCCUCACAAUAGGGGGGGGCGGGGUUAGGGGUCAAAUGGGCUGCACACCUGCCCAGUUUGAGGCUUCUGUAUCUGUACGACCUCUCCAGACUUUUUUUUUUUAGGAUUUGCUGCAUGUCUAAAGGGAUCAGAGAGUUGGCUUAAAAAAGGUCUAAUCCCUUUGAGAAGGUAGCUUGAAGUGUAGCAGUGACAGGCCUCUGAUCUGCAUCCAGGAGGCUCCUCAGUGGGGGAUAUCUUCUAAAGAGGGCUGCAGUCAGUCGCCGUGGUUUCACAGCACCAGAAAACUUCCAUUUCUGCAAAUCUGGUUGUCUUUUUUUUUUUUUUUUUUUUUAAAUCUUUUCAUUGCCGUAUCGUCAGGUUCUGAAGCUGCUACGGUUGCACUUUUUUUUUUGCUUUAUUUUUUACAUCAAAGCAAACGUGUAAAAAGGGAAGAUUUAUUUACGUCUGAUCAAACUGCGUUGACGAGCAUUUCAUUUUUUUUUUUUGGGAAACUUAAUAAUCGUUGUGUGGAGUUCUGUGAAUGCGUUUUGAAUCAGUGUCUUACAGUGGAACAGGGUUUGUGAAGUAGUUAUUACAGCAGUGGCCUCCUGACGAGGAGCACGUGCCUUACAGGGGUGCAAGUGUAGGACCAGACAUCCCAUCUGUUACUCCAGGGAUAAUAUUUCCCCUUUUAAUCAGCUGUCCGGCAUUAACUUCACAGAUUUAUUGCGUGUUAGUGUACUUGACCACAAAAGAUCUAAACUUACCAUUUUUAGCAUCUUUUUUCCAAAAGUGAUUCCACACAGUUUUAACUUCACAUACAACUGAAUUUUUCACAUUUAUUUAAAAAAAAAUUCUGAAAAAGCUCCCUGGCACCAUUUCUGUUGACCAAUUUGUGAAAUGAUGAAGAUUAACACAAUAUAUUUUGAUGCCAGCCCUUUUCAGCUGUGUGCUGGAGACAUGAUUAUGAAGUGUAAAUAUAGUUACCGGUAUUUAAAGAUGGAUUUCUCCUUGAGGGCCUUGGAUUUUAUUUUAUUUUUGAUGUCCUCAGGAUAACGGUUACGAGGCCUUUGAUGAGUUGUGUGCAAUAAUCCUCCCUCGGGGUUAAGGGUGCGGCAUCGAUGUGUCCUUUUACUUCAUCUCAACGGUAGUUACAGAUUUUCUAAACCGCCGAACAUUAACGCAGACUUUUUUUUACCUGGAUGUGCGGAUCAAAUGAGCCGUUUGGACCUCAUCACAAAGCGGAUGUGAUCCGUGCAGCGCGAUUCGCACAUCUUGCGGAAAACUAGAGCUUAUUCUUCUACGAGAUUGUUUGUACCCCCACUGUCAGCAUACGUGUAGUGUGGCCCCGUGUUUUAUGUGUUGAGUCGAUCACUGAAAACCUGUACAUAUCAAAGGAAAGUACACAACGUCAGAGUAUGUCACUUUAAUCAAGCAAAUAAAUGAUUACAUGGCAGUGUGAGUGAACAUUUUAACGUGCACAGUUCAUUAAAUGAAACCUCAAAGUUAA